Messenger RNA from Camelina sativa (false flax), 1701 nucleotides. RefSeq lists its product as uncharacterized. Lineage: Eukaryota; Viridiplantae; Streptophyta; Magnoliopsida; Brassicales; Brassicaceae. The record is from RefSeq and is a predicted model, not a curated record.
AAAGUUUGUAACAUAUUGAUCAGAAAAAUAGGCAUCUCUAUCCCUUACCUACCCCAUUAAGACCAUGGAAUGAUUAGUCCAGGUCAACUUUGUUGACUAAUACGGACAUUCAUCGUCGUUAGUGUCUGAAUUGGCUUGAUGUUGUUUGAUGAAAUUGCUCCAUGGUGAAUAUAUGGUUAGAUACUUACUCCAUCUCAGUCUUCAUUAUCAUAAUUUCAGUCAUCAUAAUGUUCUUUCUAUCUUCAUGACGUUUAUCUAUUUUUGUUCCACUGAUUCUCAUUUCUCACCUAAUCUAUUCCUCUUCCAUUCAAUGCUCCUGAAUUCCCUCAAAGCAAAAGCUCCCCUUGCUUCACCAACACUUCCCUCCCUCUCUUUCUCAUGACUUGCCUUUGUGGUCAUGUUACUGUUUCAGCUCUAGACUCACUUUAAACGUUAUUAUACCUGUUAUAGCUUUUUCUUAGUUUCUUUGAUCAUCUCUCUCUGUUUGUUUGCUCUAUGGAAUCUCUGAAACAAGCUUCUUCUUCUUCUGGGUUCUGCUACCAUCAAGGCUUCUCAGGUGUUCUCCAAGUGUUUGUUCACAACGCAAGAAACAUCCACAACAUCUGCAUCUACGAUAACCAGGACGUCUACGCCAAAUUCUCUCUUACAUACAAUCCUGAUGACACCAUCUCCACCAGAAUCAUCCACAGAGCUGGCAAAAACCCUGAAUUCAACCAGAAGCUUAUGAUUGAUAUGACUCAGAUCGAUGCUCAUGCUGCUGUCCUUAAAUGUGAGAUCUGGAUGAUGAGCAGAGCCAGACAUUACAUGGAAGAUCAGCUUCUUGGUUUCGCUCUUGUCCCGAUCUCAGACAUCAUAGGUCAAGACAGUCUCACUCAAGACUACAGUCUCUCCUCCACUGAUCUCUUCCAUUCCCCUGCUGGUACCGUGAAGCUCACUCUUUCCAUUGUCAACCCUUCUUCUUCAUCCGCAUCUAAUGUCAAGAUUAACACCACCUCGAUUUCUUCCGAGGUUGUGUUGCUUGACCCUCAAGUCUCUGAAACAGUGGACUACACGAGGAUUGAGUUCCCUGACAUAAAUGUUGUUAACGAGAACAAACUGAUGGUUACAGAGUACUUCAAUGGACCCGGAAGCGCUUCAUUUCUCUGUCUCGGCUCAACACAUGGACCAGAAACGGACAUAACAAUGGUAUGCUCGGAUGAGAAAGAGGUUUACGGCGGGAACGGAAGUUUUAUGGCUUCUUCUUCAACAACAACAAGCUUAAGCGACGAAAAGAACACAGCAGAUUCAAACGAGAAAGAGAAUCAAGAGAUCACAGAAGUGUCAAGAAGACGAAGAAGCAACAAAGAAGGUGAAGAAGAAGGAAAAGAAGAAACAAAGAUGAAUGAGGAAACAACAAUGCAGAAACAGAUAGCUGAGAUGUAUAUGAGAAGUAUGCAACAGUUCACUGAGUCUUUGGCAAAGAUGAAGCUUCCCAUGGAUCUCCAUAAUACACCACACGAGGAUGAUCAGAAUACUAAUAACAACACUACAACUCAGAAUCAGAAUCGGAAUAAUAAUGCUCCUAAUAAUAAUGGAAUGGAGAAGAAAAAAGAAGGGUCUCGUGUCUUUUACGGUAGCAGAGCAUUCUUUUAAUGGUGUUUUGUAUCAAGUAUCAAGAACAACAUUGCAAAUAAGUUGUUUUAAAUGUGUGUUUAGCUUCUA